CUCACAUUGCAGCAGCCAAGGAGGCUGCAAACUCCUCGCUGGCGUUUUCCCCAGCUCUCUGUCUCUGGACCAAGCACGCUGUGUUAACCGUGCGAGAUGUUUGACCCGGAGGACGGCUGGAACAUCUCUUUCGCCGGCUGCGGCUUCCUCGGCGUGUACCACGUCGGCGUGGCGAGCUGUAUCCAGGAGCGGGCUCCUCACCUGAUCCGCAACGCCGGCAGGAUCUACGGCGCAUCGGCCGGAGCGCUCACCGCCGCCGUGGUCGCUUGCGGGGCGCCGCUAGAUAAAUGUUGUGCUGCUGUUCUGGAAGUAGCUAAAGAAGCCAGGAAAAGAAACCUGGGACCUCUGCACCCAUCCUUCAACCUAGUGAAAAUAAUAAGGAAUGGACUCUUCAGGAACCUUCCGGAAAAUGCGCAUCAUUUAGUCUCGGGCAGGCUCUGUAUUUCUCUGACGCGGGUAUCUGACGGUGAGAAUGUGCUCGUGUCAGACUUCAACUCCAAGGAAGAGCUCAUCCAGGCUCUGAUCUGCAGUGCAUUUGUUCCGCUUUAUUGUGGACUCAUCCCACCAUCUUUUCGAGGAGUGCGCUAUGUAGAUGGAGGGAUCAGCAACAACCUGCCUCAAUACGAGUUGAAGAAUACGAUAACGGUGUCUCCAUUCUCUGGAGAGAGUGAUAUCUGUCCUCGAGAUAACACCAGCAACUUCUACGAACUGCGGGUCACCAACACCAGCAUCCAGUUCAGCUCGGCCAACCUGUACCGUCUGAGUCGAGCUCUUUUCCCCCCUGAACCCAAGGUGCUUGGAGAAAUGUGUCACGGAGGUUAUCGAGACGCGCUGCGAUUCCUCAGGAGAAAUAAUUUACAUAACGUGCCAAUCCUUCUGGAUAGCUUGACCCCUGUCACUUCAUCGAGAGUGGUGGACGCAUUGAUCUCUGAGAAAUUGGACUCGUGUAAAAGUGGGAUCCCAUUGUCACUGGAGAAGGUGGUGAUGGUUGUGGACCAAUCUACAGACGUCGACUCCACACUUUGCAGCCGAACUCUGCGAAGAAAGCAUUGGUCUUCAGCAUUGGAUGAGAGAAUCCUGGAAAAGCUCCCUCCAAGAAUUUGUAACGCAUUGUAUGAAGCCUGUAAAGAGAAAAGUGGACUCUAUGCACAGCUUAGCAACCUCUUGCUGGUUAGAAUGGCAUCCUACGCAAUGCUACCAUACACAUUACCGUUGGAGUCUGCUUAUUCUUUUGGCCGCAGAUUGCUGGAGUGGCUUCCUGAUGUCCCGGAAGAUGUAUGUUGGAUGCGUGAACAAUUGGGCAUUAUCGGUGGUGUAAUUUAUCAUCGAGCAACAAAACGGUUUGGACUGCAACGUCACUGUAGUGCCCAACCAAGCGUGCCACUGAGGAAAUGCUGCAGCCUUCCAUCUCACACGGACCAAUACCAAGCCUACCUCCCUCCUCGUACCUCAUCUGUGGACCUUGGCUCCUGGAGCUGCAGAUUCUCUGGUUCUUCAGCAACAGCGUUAGAAGAGCCCACUGUUUUACCAGAGCCGACUCUGGUGACUCCCGGCAACAUUGUGCAUUUCUUCCCCGGCUCGGAUAAUUCCCCAGAUGAUCAUGCUGUUUAGCUCAGACUUCGGGGUUACUGCUCCAAAGAUGCCUCGUGGAACACUGAGAUUUAAAAAAAAAAAAAUGUAUAGGUGCUGCCUUUUACACUGAGAGAUCUUUACUCAGCCACGGGAAAUCUCGUUUGUUUUCUCUCGAAUUAUUAAAGCCUUUAGUGAUCAUAAUUACACAGCUCAUUUUGCACACUAAUGAACUGACUUGAGGAUCUUAAUGUGCGGGCUGGGGGAACCUUUUAUGCAAGACAGACUUGUGUUGAAAUCCAGCUAAUAGUUAAACUAAUUUUAUUUUCCACAGAAUCAUUGGUCAGUUCUGAACUAUGGAUGUUGACCCAGAUUGAUAUCUAUCAGUUUUUAAAAAGCAUUUAUAUUUUUGUGCCGUCUAAAUUAUUUGUGUUGUCGAACCUUCUAGUCAUUCAAAGUUGAUCCUGUCUAUUCAAGGAGGAAGAUGUAACGUGACUGACACUCCCAUGCAUUCCUCUUUUUUAUAUAUAUAUGCCUGUAAAUCUAAUUUGUAUUUAUUAAUCAAAGAUCUUUUUUAUAAAGGCUAAUAUGGAGUUUUUGUAUGUUGAUGUGACUUGUCAUUGAUUUGAAAUUUGUUUGAAUCAUUUUGACCUUUUUCUAAAUGCAAGCAAUUAAUACCUGUAAAAUAAAGUAUUUUGAUUGUUU
This is a messenger RNA of Amblyraja radiata (thorny skate), 2274 nucleotides long. It is a transcript of the gene pnpla3, whose product is annotated as patatin-like phospholipase domain containing 3. Gene Ontology annotation, biological process: lipid homeostasis; triglyceride catabolic process; positive regulation of triglyceride catabolic process. The transcript is spliced from 9 exons. The record is from RefSeq and is a predicted model, not a curated record. Gene Ontology annotation, cellular component: membrane; lipid droplet; cytoplasm. Lineage: Eukaryota; Metazoa; Chordata; Chondrichthyes; Rajiformes; Rajidae. Gene Ontology annotation, molecular function: triacylglycerol lipase activity. Bases 97 to 1611 code for a protein of 504 amino acids.